AUGCCCCGAUUUCCCCAAAACUCGAAACAGGCGAUCGACAAAGUUCAAUCUUUGAUCGCUCGACUUGAUGCGACGAUCCAACCACCUCGUCCCACCGAUUCUCGAGAAGCUCAUAGACGAUGGAGAACCAAGAUCCAAGACGCGUAUAACACGCUCCAAGGGAUCUCUCUCAUCUUGAUCUCAGCCAGUCCAAUCGGUGGGGAUGACCUCUUCCGCCAACUCUCCGCCAUCAUACUCGACGCUUUCGAAAUCGUGCUCUCUUGGAUGCGCCAGGUUCUUCGGGAUGACAAACUAGCCUAUGGAACCCUUCUCUCUUUCUUCGGAGCCCUUGUUAUGUUCGAAGGAGACCUCAAGUUUGCUGUGUUGACCUCACCUUGCGCCAUGGGUGUCGCGAUCGCGUUUUUAAUCGCCAGCAUCGACGCGGUCAAGUUCAGGUAUGAUGCCCUAUCGAAGAUCAUGGAGAUCAUCUACCGCCAUGGUGUCGCGAGGAAGAUCUUGUUCGACGCCGUUUUGGCCUCCCCAACAGCCACAGUCAAGACUUUUACCCAAAACUCACUCUACUCGUUCGAGUAUGUCCAGGCUGCGCUCGAUGAAGCCGGAAGUGGACGAGUCGGGGAGCAAAAGCUCUACUCUCUCUUCUGUAGCGUCCACAGAAGCCUGGAAUACCUCGUCUCCGACACUCGUUUCUCUGCCUACCUCCUCCGCGAAAACUACCACCGUCGCUACCUCCAACUUCUCCUGAGCGCACGCCAAAUCAUGACCGAGACCCGCUCCCAACGGAUGUUCUCAAACUUCACCGCCAACCUCUUCCAUUUCGUGGACGACCACAAACCUCACACAACCAAGAUCGUUCUCGAGUUACUCGACAUGGGAGCGUUCCACGUUAUCUUCCAUGGCCUCCUCGAAGCUCGAGUCGAUACUGAUACCGGGCCUCUCAUGAAGGCCUUGUUCGACCUCGCCUUCCAGAUGAUGUCGCGUCGCGUCGCCAAUUACUUGAAGAGUUUCACGGAGGCUCUCCCGGAGUCCACGAUGUAA
Molecule: messenger RNA, 1035 nt
Organism: Coprinopsis cinerea okayama7#130
Lineage: Eukaryota; Fungi; Basidiomycota; Agaricomycetes; Agaricales; Psathyrellaceae
Exons: 1
Coding region: 1-1035 (344 amino acids)
Source: RefSeq, a predicted model, not a curated record